Molecule: messenger RNA, 1017 nt
Organism: Penicillium macrosclerotiorum
Lineage: Eukaryota; Fungi; Ascomycota; Eurotiomycetes; Eurotiales; Aspergillaceae
Gene: aspf4
Product: allergen Asp F4
Exons: 1
Coding region: 1-1017 (338 amino acids)
Cellular component (GO): extracellular region
Molecular function (GO): IgE binding
Source: RefSeq, a predicted model, not a curated record
AUGCACUUCCACUCCCUGUUGCUCGCGACGGCCCUGACCGCUGGGUCCGCCGCUGCCCGUCUUCACGGCCACGAGCGCCGUCACGCCCACGGCCAUGCCGUCGAGAUUGAGGCCGAGCCCGAGGUCACUCCUGCAGUUGAGCUGAAGGACCGUGCCGUCGGCGAUGUUGUCAGCGCCUAUAUCGAUGGUGUCCUCGAGACCUGGAUCAACGAGUGGUCCGGUGAGGUCGCUGCGGCCACUUCGACCUCGUCCACCCUCGUCCAGGUGACCACCACCGCCACUCCCACCCAGGUGACCACCUCCAACCCUGUCGAGUCCACUGUCGUGCCCACACCCGCCUCGAGCAGUGGUGGCGCCUGGUCCAACAUGCCAUCCGACGGCCAGUUCUCUCGCUCCGGAUUCGGUGGAGUCUCCGCCUCGAAGACCACCGGUCUCCUCGACUGGGACUAUGUCGGCAACGUUGGUGUCCCAUGGGGCAGCAACAUCAUUCAGGUUGAGGAGGGCAGUGCCAGCCAGUAUAAACACGUCCUCCGCUUUGAGGGCAGCAACACGGACCCCUGGACCGUCCUGUUCUGGAACACCUACGGCCCUGAGGGCAAGAUGGAUGGUUUCUGGGCACCCAACAAGGCUCUUUCCUUCACCCUAGAGCCCAAUGAGGUUGUAUACGUCGCCAUUGACGACAACUCCCAGGGUGGCUGGGCUGCCGCCAAGGGCGAGACGAUCCCCACCACCGGCUUCGGUCAGUACGCUGCCACCUGGGGUGAAUUCGACAUGAGCAGCGAGAAGAACGACGGCUUCUCCGGCUGGGAUGUCUCCUGCAUUAUCGCCCAGCUCAACGACCUCGAAAUUCAGGGCAUGCGCAUCUGUAACCACCUCGGAAACGACUGCUCCGCCAUUGGUGCCGGUCUGACCGGCCUUCUCAAUGCCUAUACCUCAGCCGACCAGGGCAAGCCUGACAAGGCCGUCUCCCAGUCCGCCGGCGCUGUCCGUCUGGUCGUCCAGCUCGACUAUGCGUAA